AUGAAAUACACACUUGUUUUCCUUCUGGCCCUGACCCUGGUCCUUUUGAUGGGCCAAAAAUGCUGGGCUGCUCCCUCGGCCGAUGAUUUGGCCAAGUUUGGGGAAAUGGAGCGUACCAUCAAGGAGCUAACCAGUUCGAUCCUGGCCAUGAGUGGAGCUACGCCGGGUCUUAAUCCUGGCGUUAGAAAUGGAAAUAAUGUUUGGCCUGAAGAUCUGCAGGCCUAGGUUUUGGACGCAUCCAAUUCGCUCGGUCUACUAAAUCGUGUUUAGCAGCUCUGCAGUUUA
Drosophila takahashii is the source of this 285-nucleotide messenger RNA. RefSeq lists its product as uncharacterized. The record is from RefSeq and is a predicted model, not a curated record. Lineage: Eukaryota; Metazoa; Arthropoda; Insecta; Diptera; Drosophilidae.